Messenger RNA from Uloborus diversus, 828 nucleotides. RefSeq names its product F-box only protein 8-like. The record is from RefSeq and is a predicted model, not a curated record. Bases 1 to 828 code for a protein of 275 amino acids. NCBI's taxonomy places the organism in Eukaryota, Metazoa, Arthropoda, Arachnida, Araneae, Uloboridae. Gene Ontology annotation, molecular function: guanyl-nucleotide exchange factor activity; protein binding. Gene Ontology annotation, biological process: regulation of ARF protein signal transduction. The transcript is spliced from 6 exons.
AUGGGCCAGGUUUUGAAGAAAAUUAAAGAACAUGAAAGCAAUAUUAGUGGAGACAGUUGUUCUGUAGGAUUUCCAGAUCUUGCUGAUUUGCCACCUGAACUUAGUCUGUGUGUCCUUUCUCAUUUAAAUGCAACUGAUUUGUGUUUAGCUGCGUGCGUUUGGAGAGAACUUGCACAAGAUCAAAUAUUAUGGCAAAGCUUGUGUCGCAGCCAGUGGGGUUAUGCAACUAUUUAUUCACGAAGAAAAGCUAUUCAUUUUUCAUAUCAUCAGUUGUAUUUGCAGUUAGAUGAAGGGACUAUAACUUUUAAUGCUGAUGCUUUUAUGGGAAUGGAGUACUUUAUCAAGCAUCAGUUGAUUGACAACAAUCCAAAGGAGAUUGCACAUUUUAUUCAUAAUACACACACUUUAAAUGUAAGACAAAAGAGAUUGUAUUUAAAUGUAAGGAGAGAUGUUCUAAGUCACCUUAUUGAAUUACAUAAUUAUUCCAAGCAGUUUUUGCCUCAUGCUCUUCGAAGUUUCUUUAAAACGCUUCAAGCUCCAAAUCAGUUAGACAAUUACCUUCAUUUUUUGUUGGAAAAGUUUUCAGCAAGGUUUUGCCAGUGUAAUCCAGAACUACAGUUAAGCACAGAUAUGGUUUAUAUUUUGUGCUUUUCCUUGAUAAUGCUAUCUGUCGAUUUGGCAAGUCCUCAUAUAAAGAAUAAAAUGUCAAAGCGAGAAUUCAUUCGCAAUGUGCGGCAUGCAAUACACAAAGCUGAUGAUGAGUUCUUUGGGCACAUGUAUGACGAUGUUUACCUACGUGGACAUGUAGCUCCUAAUUCAGCAGAUUAG